Molecule: messenger RNA, 1398 nt
Organism: Radiomyces spectabilis
Lineage: Eukaryota; Fungi; Mucoromycota; Mucoromycetes; Mucorales; Radiomycetaceae
Exons: 2
Coding region: 1-1398 (465 amino acids)
Molecular function (GO): protein binding
Source: RefSeq, a predicted model, not a curated record
AUGCUUCCUUCCGAUGCCCAUCUUCCACAGGUCCAGUCUUUCAAUCUCAAUGACGACUGUCUGGAAGCCGUCUUCAAGUAUUGUGGUGGUUGCCCCUGGAUUCUGUGUCAAUUGAGUCAAGUGAAUCGCAAAUGGCACGAGAUUGCUAGACGUCCUUCCGUGUGGCGAUACCUUGUGCUCGAUAAAUGGAGCUUAUAUAUCUACUAUAAGCGCCUCUUAGUCUCGCCUCACUGGCACCAGCAAAUCCUUGCAGUGGAUACAUUGGUUAUUCGCAAAUCCUAUGAAACGAGACAUGGUCAUCUGUCCGCACUUCCUUUACAGCGUAUUGCCAAGUUGAGCCGCCUUGUGACGAAGAAUUUGUGCCUGUACGAGAUCCUGAGGAUUUUGAAACAAUUGGGCGGUUGCCAACGUCUUCGUGCCCUGGAUUGGACCAAUAUAGAGACAUGGUGCCACAGCCAACAAUUCACAUUUGAUCUAUUCAAUGACUUUGAUCAACUCCAACAUUUACGUAUACGCUUUCAAAAGGAUGGAGCCAAUGGAUUUGCCCCUUUCUGUGCACGCACAUCUAUUCCACGGACUUUACCCGCCAACUUAUCCGAUCUAUGUAUUACUUGUGUCCGCGAUCUCGAACACGUAGAACAACGAAGUAUAUUGGAGAGUUUAGACAGUUUAUAUCUUCGACUCAACGAAAUAUACAACGAUGACGAUAUGGACGAUUUCAGACAACGGGAGCGGGACCUCAUCGCACGGUGGCAAGACAUCGAACAAGCGCUGCUUAUCAAAUACAGCUAUGCGGCCUCCUUGCCGGCAUUGCAACAUUUCGAAAUAGGGUUCUGUUACGCAUGGACCGCGGCUGUCUGGCGCCAGGUCUUGCUUACAAUGGCCCAGAAUACAUCCAUUUUCCAUCUCGGGCUCUAUGGUUGGGACCAGCUAAUGCGCUUACAAGGAACAGCACUCCGAUGCAGUGAGAUGGAACAGAUAAGAAUCGAGGCGGAGCAAUCUAUAGCCGAAUGUUUUCUCGAAAUGGCCCCACGCUUGAGAUAUCUGGAAUUAAUCGAUUUCUCUAUCGGGCUCGGCCUACUCCAAACCGCACAUCACUUGACAGCUCUGCAACAUGUCCACAUACGUUAUUCAUCGUCUUUCAAAAAGAAUCUUCGCGAUUCCAAUGACCCAUAUCCCAUCACGGGACCACUGAUCGAUUUUAUUACUAUCCUAUUUUGCAAGAACGAAAACGCCUCUAUACGCGAACAGCGUCGAAAUUGCUCCAUUAUCAUCACCGUGGAUGGAGAAUUGCAGAACAACUGGGAAAAUGACUCAUGCUUCUUUCCAAAAUCGUUGUUGGGAACAAUACGAUCCGCAAUUGACGAUACUGUUGUCCUUAAAUUCAAUGUGAUCUAA